Messenger RNA from Arctia plantaginis, 1395 nucleotides. The record is from the annotation of a GenBank genome assembly. NCBI's taxonomy places the organism in Eukaryota, Metazoa, Arthropoda, Insecta, Lepidoptera, Erebidae.
AUGGAUUUAAGUUGUUGCAUUUGCAUAUUUGUUUUAAGUCAUUUUGCAUUUGGGAGUUCAAACGAAGACGAAGCAAAUGAAGAGAGCAACAUUAAUAAAUUAUCGCAUAAAGAAAGUUCUGUUAAUUCCAAUUCUGUUGCAUUCGAUGAGCCAGUGUCAAGUGGUAAAGCUGCUGCAGAAACUAGGGGUUCUCAAUCAUCAUCAGGGGAGCUCCCUAGGUACAAUGGAGGUUCGGGUGGAGAUGGGACAGUUCAAUCGAGACAAAAUGGAUCAGAGACGAGCUCUGAACUUAUAUCAGACGAUAUCUCUAGAGACAGUGGUUUGAAUGAAAUAAUAGUUGACCGAAUAGAUGCUGCAACAAAAAUUAUCGAAAAAGAAUCUUGCAUACAAUUCUUGCCACUAGAUGAUAAAAAAAAAGUGUACAAGUAUGGAAAAUACUUCUUGCAUUUUACUAAUCCUGCCAAGAAAAGAGAAUGUGUGCAUACAGUAACACGAGGGAGCGCAGGAGAGCCAACAUUGGUAUUGGGUUACGAUUGCAUGCGGGAGCCAGACAUUAUUCACGCAUUGAUGCAUUUACUUGGCUUCAGAGACGAGGUGACGCACCCUCUUCGGGACUCUUAUAUACGAGUUUUAUGGGAGAACAUACAACCGAAGUACCGUCAUUUAUUUACAAUUACAAAGUUGCCGCCAUACCGUGAAGUGGGCGAGUAUGACAUGAUGAGCAUCAUGCACUUCCACAACCGGGCAUACAGCAUUAAUGGUGCUCCUACUACUGUUCCUUUGAUACCAGGAGGAUGGAUAAAUCCUUCGAACCAAUUAUCUCUCAUGGACAAAAUGAAGCUUCGCUUAGCAUUUAGACAUGAAUGUAAUAGGCGUAAAGUUUCCAACCUCUUGGGGACCUGUAUGAAUUCUAUACAGGGUGACCGCACCACAGGAUGUUCAAGUGGUAGCGAAACUGACAGAGGCGCUUCAAGCGGUAACACUGGCGCUUCAAGCGGUAACAGUGGCGCUUCAAGCGGUAACAGUGGCGCUUCAAGCGAUAACACUGGCGCUUCAAGCGGUAACAUUGGCGCUUCAAGCGGUAACAAUAGCGCGUCAAGCGGUAACAGUGGCGCUUCAAGCGGUAACACUGUCGGUUCAAACGGAAAAGAUAAAAGCGGUGGUUCAAGCGGAAGCGACAAAAGUGUUAAAUUUAUCGAAAGUGGUGAAAGCAAACAAAAAUCUUUAAUCGGAACCGAUAAUGACAAAAUAAAAGCUUUAAGCGAAACUGAUAAAGACAAAAGAGGUGCUGUAAGCAGAGGCGACAAAAACAAGAUUGGUGGUUCGAAAGGCUUUAAAAAAGACAAACAGAGUUGGACUUGGUCUUGGCAUUGGUCAAAAGAGUUUUUGGGAUAG